Molecule: messenger RNA, 717 nt
Organism: Dracunculus medinensis (Guinea worm)
Lineage: Eukaryota; Metazoa; Nematoda; Chromadorea; Rhabditida; Dracunculidae
Source: the annotation of a GenBank genome assembly
AUGCAAAUAUUUGCAAUCAGAAUCUUAAUCGUCGUUUUUUACAUUGAAAAUAUAUGUUUCUCAUCUGGAUUUACCAAUUUAGCAAAGCAAACAAAUCGCCAAAAUGAAACAAAUUCUUAUGGAACACAUCGAAAACGAAAGAAUAAGGAAAGUAGUGAGUCGUCAUCUGAAUCAGAUUCUCAAUCCGAUGAAAAUUUUGACAACGCUGGUGACUACUACGGUAGUUUGCAUAUUUCGAAAAUUGCAAGUGGAUUUGUUAAUAAAAAGACUUUUGAAUGUCCUCGCGUUAAAACAACUCUACACACUGGUGAUAACGUUGCUAAUUUGUCACCAGAGGAUAUCAAUAUUAUAGCAGCUCUUGGCGAUUCUCUUGCAACAGGCCAAGGGCUUUGGCUUGGAACUAAUAUCAAUUUCCGUGGAGCAGCGUUUCCCAUUGGUGCUGAUGCUAAUAUCGAUGGCCUUGUAACAUUUCCAAAUAUUUUACUCGAAUUUAAUGAAAAGUUAUAUGGAGUGUCACAUGGAAUGGGAACUCGUGAACAACUUCCUGACUACCAGUUAAAUUGUGCAGAAGAUGGAGCCAAGACUAGUGAUUUAUUUGAUCAAGCCAAACUUUUAAUACAUCGUUUAUAUCAAAAUGAAGGGAAAAAAGAUCGUCUGAAGAAUUUUUGGAUUAUGGUAACUAUAGUUGUUGGUACUGAAGAGGUUUGCCCUACGUAA